Vespa crabro (European hornet) is the source of this 579-nucleotide messenger RNA. It is a transcript of the gene ND-B12, whose product is annotated as NADH dehydrogenase [ubiquinone] 1 beta subcomplex subunit 3. Gene Ontology annotation, biological process: electron transport chain; mitochondrial respiratory chain complex I assembly. The record is from RefSeq and is a predicted model, not a curated record. The coding region runs from base 174 to 479 and encodes 101 amino acids. Gene Ontology annotation, cellular component: mitochondrion. The transcript is spliced from 2 exons. Lineage: Eukaryota; Metazoa; Arthropoda; Insecta; Hymenoptera; Vespidae.
UAUUAACAUUCCAGCUAACUUUUAGUAGUUGAUAAGAAUAUUUAUAAAAAACUUCUCGUUUAUAUAAUUGUUAGAAUUAAAAUGAAAUAAAAAUCUAACCUUUGCUCAAUUAUAAAUAUUGGAUGGACGUAUAAAAUAUUUCUUAUUAGACUCACAAAAUUAUAGAAUCUAAUAUGGGUGGCCAUGGACACGAACAUGAUACUGUUAAAAUACCUUCUCCUGACUCUUAUAAGAUAGACAAAUUUCCAAUGUUAGUAAAAUUUCAAGAACGUUUAACAAAGGAAGGUUUAAAAGAUCCUUGGUUAAGAAAUGAGGCAUGGCGUUAUCAUCCUAAUUAUAAAACAAAAGCACAACGUACAAUGAUGUUUUGCUUCAGAGGAUGGAAGCUUGGUAUUCCAGCAUUUUUAAUAACUAUAGGAAUUGAACAAUUGUUGGCAAUGGGUAAAAAAGAUGAUCAUGGUCAUGGUGAUCAUCAUUAAUAUAAUUAUAUAUGAAAUGCAAUAGUUGCUAGACCAUUAAGCGGUACUACAAGUGUAGAAAUACAAAAAUAAAUAAUAUAAAUAAAUGUUUCGGUAAAUA